Molecule: messenger RNA, 5577 nt
Organism: Nerophis ophidion (straightnose pipefish)
Lineage: Eukaryota; Metazoa; Chordata; Actinopteri; Syngnathiformes; Syngnathidae
Gene: clec16a
Product: C-type lectin domain containing 16A
Exons: 23
Coding region: 155-3385 (1076 amino acids)
Biological process (GO): endosomal transport; endosome to lysosome transport; regulation of autophagosome maturation
Cellular component (GO): late endosome; endolysosome membrane
Source: RefSeq, a predicted model, not a curated record
ACGCAACGAAUCUCCGUGCCCCCCGUCGCAGUUUAUUAUCGUGUGUUUGCUAAAGUGGCUAGCCGCCGAGAAAGUGGGUGUAAUGGACAGAUGCGAACGCUAACAUCAGCCGAAUAACACACCUGUCAACACACCUUUCCUUGCAAGCGCAGCCAUGUUUGGCAGGUCACGGAGCUGGGUUGGAGGACAGGGGAGGUCGAAAAAUAUCCAUUCCCUGGACCAUUUAAAGUACAUGUACCACGUCCUGACCAAAAACACCACCGUGACAGACCACAACCGCAACCUCCUGGUGGAGACCAUCCGCUCCAUCACAGAGAUCCUCAUCUGGGGGGACCAGAAUGACAGCUCUGUUUUUGACUUCUUCCUGGAGAAGAACAUGUUUGCCUUCUUCCUGAACAUCCUGCGACAGAAGUCCGGCCGCUAUGUGUGUGUUCAGCUUCUUCAGACCCUCAACAUCCUCUUUGAGAACAUCAGCCACGAGACUUCCCUGUAUUACCUCUUAUCCAACAACCACGUGAACUCCAUCAUCGUCCACAAGUUUGACUUUUCAGACGAGGAGAUCAUGGCCUACUAUAUCUCCUUCCUCAAGACGCUCUCACUCAAACUCAACAAUCACACCGUGCAUUUCUUCUACAAUGAGCACACUAAUGACUUUGCCCUGUACACUGAGGCCAUUAAGUUUUUCAACCACCCCGAAAGCAUGGUCCGCAUUGCAGUGCGCACUAUCACGCUCAACGUCUACAAAGUGGACAACCAGCACAUGCUGCACUACAUCCGAGAUAAGACGGCGGUGCCAUAUUUCAGCAACUUGGUCUGGUUCAUCGGCAGCCAUGUCAUCGAACUGGACAAGUGCGUGCAGACAGAUGAAGAGCACAAAAACCGAGGCAAGUUAAGCGACUUGGUAGCAGAGCACCUUGACCACCUUCACUAUCUGAACGACAUCCUCAUCAUCAACUGUGAAUUCCUCAAUGAUGUUCUGACGGACCACCUCCUAAACCGCCUCUUCUUACCGCUCUAUGUCUACUCUUUGGUUAGCCAUGAAACGCCUGAAGAGCGAAAAAUCAACCCUCAGGUGUCCCUGUACCUGCUGUCUCAAGUGUUUCUCAUCAUCCACUAUCAUCCCCUCGUCAACGCCCUGGCUGAUGUAAUUCUGAACGGAGACCUGUCUGUUUUCAUCCCACAGAUGGACCAUCACAGUACACACAAGAACACAGCCAGCUCCGCAGCGGUGCGCCGCUUCACCAAGCCGCCAGAGUCUUUGGAGCGCUCGCUGGAGCUUUCCCGCCACCGUGGUCGCAAAAGGACCCAGAAGAGGCCAAACUACAAGAACCUGGGCGAGGAGGAGGACGAUGGGGGUGCAGGAGGCGGCAGCAGCCGGGAAGCGGGCGAGGAGGGCUGGGAAGAUGGCGGCAGAGGAGGAGAGAGGGAGAAGGGAAAAGGUACAGAGCUUGUGGGAGCAGGUGGGAGUUCUAAGGCGAGCAGAGCGAGUGGGGAAGCGGCGGAAGAGAUCGAGAUGGUGGUGAUGGACACUUGUAAAGUGACGGAGCUGACCGAGCAGAACAUCACAGACGAAGAGAAGACGGAAGCUGCCAUGCGCACACACACCCAGAGGAGCAGGCCCUUCUUGGACAUGGUGUACAGCGCCCUGGACUGCACUGACGAUGACUACCAUGCCCUGUUUGUCCUCUGCCUGCUGUAUGCCGUCUCACACAGCAAAGGCAUCAACGGUGAUCUCCUGGAGAGGUUGCAGCUGCCAGUCCCCGACCAGGAUAGAAGUUCCUACAGUUUGGUUCUUGCAGAGAGGCUGAUCCGAGUCAUGAGUCUGGCAGCACACCCAGAUGGUAGAGUGCGCCUUGCCACCCUGGAGCUCAGCUGCCUGCUACUGAAACAGUCCGUCUUGUCUGGAAGUCAGUGCAUCAUCAAAGACGUUCACCUGGCCUGCCUGGAGGGAGCGAGAGAAGAAAGUCUGCACCUGCUUCGUCGAUUCUACAAGGGUGAGGAGAUCUUUCUCGACAUGUUUGAAGAUGAAUACAGGAGCAUGACUAGUAAACCGCUGAACGUUGAGUAUUUGAUGAUGGACGCCUCCAUACUGCUGCCACCCACCGGCACGCCUCUGACAGGCAUCGACUUUGUCAAGCGGCUGCCUUGUGGAGAUGUGGAGAAGACACGCAGGGCCAUACGAGUGUUUUUCAUGCUGCGGUCGCUGUCACUGCAGCUCCGAGGAGAACCGGAGACACAGCUGCCUCUGACUAGACCUGAAGACCUGAUCAAGACCGAUGACGUCUUAGAUCUCAAUAAUAGUGACUUAAUAGCGUGUAUGGUGGUCAGCAAAGAUGGCGGCCAGGCUCAAAGGUUCCUCGCUGUGGACAUCUACCAGAUGAGUCUGGUGGAGCCGGAAACCAAACGCCUCGGGUGGGGUGUCGUCAAGUUUGCAGGCCUGUUGCAGGACAUGCAGGUGUCUGGCGUGGAAGACGACAGCAGAGCGUUGAACAUCGUGAUCCACAAGCCCAGCUCCAACCCUCACGCCAAGCCGCUUCCCAUCCUGCAGGCCAACUUCAUCUUCGCCGACCACAUCCGCUGCAUCAUCGCCAAGCAGAGGCUGGCAAAAGGUCGCAUCCAGGCCAGACGCAUGAAAAUGCAGAGGAUCGCAGCACUGUUGGACCUGCCCGUCCAGCCAAGUACCACAGAGGUCCUGGGUUUCGCCCAGACAGCCAACGCCUCGCCCAGCGCGCUCCCUUUCCGCUUUUACGAGCAGUCCAGGCGAGCGCCAAAUGAUCCCACAGCCGGCCGGGCCGUCUUCGCCUCUGUGGACAAAGUCCCAGGCUUCGCUGUAGCGCACUGCGUGUCGCAGCACAGCCCGUCUCCUCUGUCCUCGCCGUCCACGCCCACCAGCGGGAGCGGGAGCACAGGAAGAUGUGACUCUGUCACCGCCAGCUCCAUUUCAGCUCAGAGCCCCACAGAUGACGGCAACUUUUUGGAGCACACCCCUCCCCCGUCAUCGUGCGGAGAAGGAGGAGAGGGGGCCUCCUCCGCCCAGGGCCCGGCCCUGGCUCCCAGCCUCACCCCGGCCUCCCAGCCCACCAUCUCGCUCCUCACGGACGGCGGCGCCGACACCUUGAGCGUGGACUCGCUGACCCUGCUGCCCCCUGCGGACCUGCACCCCUGUGCCGUCCACCAGCCCGCCGCCCUCCCGUUCCUCCAAAGACUAGAUGAGGCGAGCGAUGAGGAAGACAAAGGGAGAGCGAGGAGAGAGGAGGAAACAGAAGAUAUACACUUUUCAGGUGAGCACGUCUUUGUGGGGACCGGCUCACCUGCUACGCAGGAAGAAAAAACUGUCCAUGAGACAGAAGAUGCAGACUCAGCAGAUUCUCCUGAAUUGGACUAACAACAUACACACACAUACACACAUGCACACACAGGUCGGGGGUGACGUGUGUUUACCAGAAGACAUGACAGAAAGCACACAGACUUCAUCGUCAUGCAGGACACUUUUUAGCCGCGUCCAACCAGCAGCCUUUUUUUUUUUUAACUGGCCAGAUGUGAUGUUUUAAAAGAUCUAUUUUUAUGUCUUACGUUCAUUACGCCACUUAUGCUGUCGCUUACUACUGUGCUAAACACGUACACACACACAACCCACACACACACACACUGUCAGCUGCACAAGACUUUUCUGCACUAGUAGCAUGUGUGUGUGUGUGUGUGUGGUGAUGUAGAAUGUAGGCAUGGAUGUAUGAAUGUAUGCAUUACAAAAUACAACUUAAGCUGCACUACAUGAUUGGUCCACACAUGCGCAAAGGCUAUGUCACUUCCUAUCAAACAUGUCAUUUCCUGUCAAACAUGUCACUUCCUGUCAUCUUAUUUUAUCAUCACAAUAUGUUGGUGCUCAAUCAUGCACACUGUCACUGUUACCAUGCUUUUCUUUUUUAGUCAUCUUUAUUUCAAAUCCAAUCCAAACUGGAUUCUUUUAACACUUUUCAUACACGAAAAAGUUGCAACGCAGGGUGUUCUAAAUCAGUUUAAAAAUGGAACUCAACACAAACAACACCAUUGGCACCAACAAGACACAGCAUGGCACUGAGGAUUGAGGAAAACAACUUUUCAGGCGGCCACACUGAUAAAAUACCCUUGAAGUGAAUGUUGUCAGAAAAAAUAAUAUAUAUGUGUAUAUAUUAAUAUUUUUUUAAAAAUUAUAGCAAUAAAUUUAAUUUAAAAAAAGGGGAAAAAAUCGACAACUUAAAAAGAGUAUCAUAUGUCAGGUAAAAAACAGGCAUGACUAGCAAAAAGACUUAGCAAUAAAUUAGACAAAAAGUAUAAUGAAAAAAUAGGCUUGACUAGCAAAAAGAAUUAGUAAUAAAAAUUAGACAAAUAAGUAUAAUGUAAAAUAUACAAAUAAAUAUAUUAAUAAAAACAGAAUAGCCAAAAUAAUAGCAAUACAUUCAAUUAAAAAAUAACAGGGGAAAAUAUUAAGAACCUAUAGAGUGUAAAAUGUCACGUAAAAAAAACAGGCUUAAUUAGCAAAAAUAUUAGUAAGAUAUUAAACAAAAAAUAACAAAAAAAGCAGUAACCUAAAAAGAAUAUAAAACUUCAAGUAAAAAACAGGUUUAAAAAACUGAAAUUACUAGCAAUAAAUUAAACAAAAAGAUUAUAAGUCAAAAUGUAAAAAUAAUAUUUAUAAAAUUAAUCAUUACAACAGAAUAUCUGAAAUAAUAGCAAUAAAUUGAACCAAAAAUAAAAAAUCAGUAACCCAAAAAAGAAUUUAAAACCUCAAGUAAAAAACCGGUUUAAAAAACUAUAUUACUAGCAAUAAAUUUAACAAAAAUAUUAUAAUUAAAAAUGUGUAAAUAAUAAUUUAAUAAUUUAAAAAGAAUAGCAAAAAUAAUAGCAAUAAAUACACUUAAAAAAAAUCAACAACCUAAAAAACAAGAGUAUAAAAUGUUACAUACAAAACAGAAUUACAUGAAUAACAAACAUAAUGGCAAUAAAUAAAACAAAACAAACAUUUUCAAAUGUAUAUUAAAAAAUAAAUAUCAAUAAUAAAAACAUGGAAUAGCAAAAAUAGUAGCAAUAAAUUAAAUGGAAAAAAUGUCAAAUCUAUACAGCAGGGGUCUCAAACUCAAUUUACCUGGGGGCCACUGGAUGCAGAAUCUGGGUGAGGCUGGGCUGCAGGAAAAGAUUUCUUUAAAAAAUCUAACAUGCACUUUUUAAUGAAUUCACCUUCUAUGAAUGGUUUUCCCGCCCUAGCAACAUACUAGCCAAUCCUCACGAUUUUUCCGGGAGACUCCUGAAUUUUAGUGCACCUCCCGUCAAUCUACCGGUGCAACCAUUCUCCCGUAUUUUUUCCAAUUUUCACCCGGCCGACAUUAUUAAGGGCUGACGUGACUGCACUGCCUUUAACGUCCUCUACAACAGUGGUUCUCAACCUUUUUUCAGUGAUGUACCCCCUGUUAACAUUUUUUUAAUUCAAGUACCCCCUAAUCAGAGCAAAGUAUUUUUGGUUGAAAAAAAGAGAUAAUGCAGUAAAAUACAGCACUAUGUCAUCAGUUUCUGAUUUAUUAAAUUGUAUAACAGUGUAAAAUA